CCAUCAAUUACUUGCUCGACCAUUCUUCUCCUUCUUCUCUAUCCUCGCCGUCGUUCGCUUCCUUCAGCGGAUAAGGCCCCUCGGAGUUUGCUCCGAACUCCCGCCGGCCGCUAAAAUUCUUGCCGGUUUCGUCUUCUGCAGAGCUACUGGUUCGUGCCGAGUUCUUACGGAACCUUUUGCUGAGAAAAUGGCUCAUACUUUCGCCUACACGUCUGCCUCGUCUUUCAGAUUAAACUCCCUCGUUUCUGUUCCCAAUUCUAGCUCUUCUUCCGAGUCCCAGAAGCUCUUUCUCCCCCUGGACCCUUUUCAGUCGAGGAAACUAGGAAAAUUAGUUGGAGGUGGAAGAAACCUCAAGAAUACUCCAGUCAAAGCCAUCUACUCAAGCGAGUUUUCGUCUCUGGAUAGGAGUUCUCGCCAGGGCCUUUGGUCUAUAAGGGAUGAUGUGCAAAUUCCAUCUUCACCAUACUUCCCCACUUAUGCGCAAGGGCAAGGUCCUCCCCCGAUGGUGCAGGAACGCUUCCACAGUGUUAUAAGCCAGCUUUUCCAAUAUAGAAUUAUUCGUUGUGGUGGAGCGGUUGAUGAUGAUAUGGCAAAUAUCAUUGUUGCUCAACUUCUAUACCUUGAUGCUGUUGAUCCCAAUAAGGAUAUCGUCAUGUAUGUAAAUUCCCCUGGUGGAUCAGUUACAGCUGGUAUGGCCAUUUUUGACACUAUGAGGCAUAUUCGGCCUGAUGUAUCUACUGUCUGCGUAGGGCUAGCAGCCAGUAUGGGCGCCUUCCUGCUUAGUGCUGGAACUAAAGGAAAAAGAUACAGCUUGCCAAAUUCAAGGAUAAUGAUCCAUCAGCCUCUUGGUGGUGCUCAAGGUGGACAGACUGACAUCGAUAUUCAGGCAAAUGAAAUGUUGCAUCAUAAGGCAAAUCUUAAUGGGUAUCUUUCCUACCACACCGGUCAAAGUCUCGAGAAGAUUAACCAGGAUACAGAUCGCGAUUUCUUCAUGAGUGCCAAAGAAGCCAAAGAAUAUGGACUCAUAGAUGGAGUUAUCAUGAAUCCUCUCAAAGCCCUCCAACCUUUAGCAGCUGCAGCUGCCACAGAAGCCGAGCCGGGUGCGUAAAUUUUAUCCCGCUGUGUGACCAACUAGAUAUUCAUCUUGUAGAUUUAAAAGCAAAAAAUAAUCUUUAGUGUAUGAAGAUUUCGACCAUUAACAACAUGGCUCCCAUGCUUUUAUUGUAGCUUAAGCUUGAGAAAUAGCUCUCUCUUAGUUAAAUCUGUGGUUUCACACUUUUGAUUUAUUGUUGCUUGUUUCAUUACACAAGAUAUUAUAUUGAAAUGUCCAUUAAAUUUUAGCCUCUCUAAUUGGUUGGGAUACCAUGAAUGAUGCUAAGCCCAACACUUGGCGACGUCU
Messenger RNA from Momordica charantia (bitter melon), 1399 nucleotides. It is a transcript of the gene CLPP5, whose product is annotated as nuclear encoded CLP protease 5. Gene Ontology annotation, biological process: protein quality control for misfolded or incompletely synthesized proteins. Gene Ontology annotation, cellular component: endopeptidase Clp complex. The record is from RefSeq and is a predicted model, not a curated record. Gene Ontology annotation, molecular function: serine-type endopeptidase activity; ATP-dependent peptidase activity; ATPase binding. Lineage: Eukaryota; Viridiplantae; Streptophyta; Magnoliopsida; Cucurbitales; Cucurbitaceae.